Closterium sp. Naga37s-1 is the source of this 1251-nucleotide messenger RNA. NCBI's taxonomy places the organism in Eukaryota, Viridiplantae, Streptophyta, Zygnematophyceae, Desmidiales, Closteriaceae. The record is from the annotation of a GenBank genome assembly.
AUGCGCGGAGGCUGUGCGAAACAGCGCGGGAGCGCGGAUACAUGUCUCUCGGCAGACGAAUUACGUGAGGGCAGCGCGAGGCACCAGGGGAACCAAGCUGAUGCAGAUUGCGCGACAGAGGAGGGGCGCGGAAGUGGCGCGAGGCGCCAGGGGAGCAGCGCGGAGGCAGAUCGCGCGCCAGGGGAGGUACGCGGGAGUGGCGCAAGGCGCCAGGGGAGCAGCGCGGAGGCAGAUCGCGCGCCAGGGGAGGUGCGCGGGAGUGGCGCGAGGCGCCAGGGGAGCAGCGCAGAGGCAGAUCGCGCGCCAGGGGAGGUGCGCGGGAGUGGCGCAAGGCGCCAGGGGAGCAGCGCGGAGGCAGGCCGCGCGCCAGGGGAGGUGCGCGGGAGUGGCGCGAGGCGCCAAGGGAGCAACGGGGAGGCAGAUCGCGCGCCAGGGGAGGUGCGCGGGAGUGGCGCAAGGCGCCAGGGGAGCAGCGCGGAGGCAGAUCGCGCGCCAGGGGAGGUGCGCGGGAGUGGCGCAAGGCGCCAGGGGAGCAACGCAGAGGCAGAUCGCGCUCCAGGGGAUGUGCGCGGGAGUGGCGCGAGGCGCCGCAAGAGCAAGGAGAAUGACCGCGCGACAGGGCGCAUGCGUGGGGAAGACGGACCGCCGGAGCCACAGCCAGAAACUGAGAGGAGGAGGCGUAUGGAGAUGGGAUCUCGACGAUCGCCAGAGCCGUGGGACGAGGAAGAGGAUAGACGGGAGCUGCGAAUGCGGAAUGCACUACCAUGGGAGGUACCUGAGGAGGAAAUCAGGGGGAAGGCGGAAAAAGAGGAGCUAAGAAGGAGAAAUGACGAGCAAUACAGAAGGAGGGAGAGGUCGCCUGAAGGGAAGACAGGAACAGCAGCAGGAGCAGAGGAGCGGGACGAGCCGGCGGGGGCAAAAGCGUGUGUAGUAGCAGCGGCAGAAGAGGAAGGGAAGAACGAGAAGGUGGGGGCAUGGGCGGACGAACCAGAAGCGGCAGGCACGGAAGGGAAGAACGAGAAGGUGGGGGCAUGGGCAGCAGCAGAAGGGGAAGAGAAGGACGAGAAGAAGGGGGCAGGGGCGUGUGGACUGGUAGCAGCCGGCGCGGAAGGGAAGAACGCGCAGGUGGGGGCAGGAGCGUGUGUAACAGCAGCAGCGAAGGCAGAGGAAAAGGAAGAGCAGGUGGGGGCAGGAGCGUGUGUACCUGCAGUAGCAGAGGCAGAAGGGAAGGACGAGAAGGGGAAGAGGUAG